ACUGUUACUCCAUAUGUAGAAUUAAUUAAGCUAAUCAAACCCUCGUCAAACGCGGCCGUCUGAUUCGGUCUCCUUUCCUGCCGGGGUUCCUGUCUAAUUUACCUGCCCGUGGAUCCCCGACUACUUUUACUACUUCUCUGCCCUUCCCUCUUCUUUCUUUUUCUUCCUCUUCUUCUUCUUCCCUCCCAUCGUUCUCCUCGGCUUCAGAGUUCGUUCUGCCUCCACGCUCUUUCUGGUGUUCAUUCACUGUCGCUCUUUAAGCUUGUUUUUGUGUUUCGUGCGGAUUGAUUUCGUAUCACACUCUCUUUGCAGUCCCCCCAGGCAGACUCUUUCUCUCCAGUCUAUACUUCCUUUCUAGGCAUUGAUUGUCGUCAUCAUGCACUUCACCGCGAAGAUCUCCGUCGCCCUGCUGGCUGCUCUGGCUGCCGGCUCCGAGGCCAACAGCCAUGUGCGUCGCAACCUGCACCACCGUGCUUUGAACCAGCCCGGCUCCGUCUCGGCCGUGACCGUCUUCCCGACUCCCCCGGCUGCUGCUCCCACCGAGUCCGCCCCGGAGCAGCCCCCCGUGGCUGAGACCUCCAGCGCCCCCGCUGUCGAGACUCCCUCCGCUGUCGAGACCGCCGUCUCGCAGUCGACCGCCGUUGCUGCCGAGACGUCCGUGGCUGCCGAGACGUCCGCCGCCGCUGUGACCUCGUCCGCCGCUAUUCCCCCUCCCCCUCCCGCGGUGCCCACCUCGUCCGCCGUUGCCAUCCCCGGCACUUCCACCGCGGUCAUCUCUUCUGCUUCCUCGAGCUCCGCCAGCUCCUCCCACAUCGUGGUGCCUUACCCUUCGUCCUCGAAGGUUCCCUCCGGCGCUGAUGGCCAGGGCUCUUCCUCCAUCACCGCUGCUCCCAUCCCUCUGAGCACCGGCUCCACCGGCUCCGGCGCCAGCGACAUCUUCUCCGGAUCUGAGGAUGUGACUCUGACCUACACCCUGGGCACUGGCGUCUCCAAGUCCAUUGUCACCACCACCAUCCACAAGACCGCUACCAACUGGAACACCGUUUACGCCACCGCUAGCGCUGGUUCUUCUGGCUCUGGCUCCGGCUCCGGCUCCGACAAUGGAUCUAGCAACGGAUCUGGCAACGGCUCUGGAAGCGGCUCCGGCAGCGGCUCCGAGGAGGUCACCACUCUCUCCUCCACUUCUACUUCGACCGUCACCGUUAUUGCUGUUCCCUCUUCGACCGGUUCUCUCGGCCAGGAGCACAACAGCGAGAGCGGCCAGAACGGCAGUGGCAGCGGCAAUGGCAAUGGCAGCGGCUCGAACGGACAGUGCAGCCCUGCUACCGUUACCGUUACCGCCACUGACACCGUCACUGUGACUGCCGCCCCCGCUGCCACCAACAAGCCCGGUGAGAACCUCAUCAUCGAUGAGGACACCACCUCCGCCGAGAAGCCCUCGAAGACUGGCAAGCCUGGCCACGGUGCCGGUGAGGAGGCCACUGCCACUGGCAUCCCCGCCCCUACUGGACCCCCCUACGGCAACGGCAGCCACCCCAUCCACACCCCCAGCAGCAGCGCUAUCCCUACUCCCAGCAGCAGCGCCGUCCCCACGCCCUCCGGCUUCCUGACGAGCAGCAAGGCGGCCUUCCCCACCGGCUUCCGCCGCCGUCACCUCUAAAUCAGUCAAAACAUACGACUGGGGGGGCCGUCUGUAAUUAAGUUUCCUUGUGUUUCUUCUCCGCGGCGACAUGCGCGCAGGCAGUGUAUCUACGAGAGGGAUAUAUUCCUGAGUUUUUCUUAACAUUCUGGUACAAACUUCGUUUUUUUUCACCUCGAAAGAACCCUUUUCUUUCGAUCCAAAUCUUUAGACUUCUGCUUCUUCUGAACCGGUUUCGGUCUUCGGAUCGGUGGUUGCUCUUUUUUCACUUCUUCGGCUUGGAAACCAAGCAAUUCGAGCUUCUUGCUCUUUUUAGCAAACGAAGCUCCCUUUUCUUCUUUGACCUUGCUUAUCUUCGUUUGACUUUUCUUAUCCGCUCGUGCCUCGGAGAAGAGACCUGUCUUUGGAACCUUGGUAUAUCAGAUGGACGGCUGGGAACGACCGACAUGAUGUGCUAUGUUUCUUGCCAAUGUUCCGAUGUUAGGGGUUUGGACGAAGCGAAGUGCGGUCUGAUCUGUCCUUUCGGUGCCAAAAUUAUGAUGAUCACAUAGAUGAUAUGAAAACGAAUCUAUUCUAAACUUUUCAGUCUUUC
Messenger RNA from Aspergillus melleus, 2231 nucleotides. RefSeq lists its product as uncharacterized. The transcript has 3 exons. The record is from RefSeq and is a predicted model, not a curated record. The coding region runs from base 377 to 1660 and encodes 427 amino acids. NCBI's taxonomy places the organism in Eukaryota, Fungi, Ascomycota, Eurotiomycetes, Eurotiales, Aspergillaceae.